AUGGCGCCCAACAAGACCCUCAUUUUCAAGCAAAUCCCCAAGGGCCUGCCAGUUCCCGGUCAGGACCUUGUCGUCGAGAACCGCGACAUUGACCUCGAGACCCCUCCCAAGGGCGGCCUAGUGCUCCAGGUACUCGAGGCCUCAUACGACCCGUACCUCCGAGGCCGCAUGCGCGAGGCCGGCAAGAAGUCGUAUGCUGCCGCUUUCGAGAUCAACGACCCCGUCACCAACGCCACGCUGUCUCAGGUGCUCAAGAGCGACAGCCCCAACUUCCAGGAGGGCGACAUUGUGCGCGCGCACACACCCAUCGCCGAGUACGCGCGUGUCGAGGACCCUGCCAAGGUGCAGGCGUACAAGAUUACGAACCCGCACAAAGUCGAUCUGUCGUACUUUUUGGGCCCGCUAGGCAUGUCCGGCCUGACGGCAUGGUCGAGUUUGUACAAGAUUGGCAAGCCCAAGAAGGGUGAGACCAUCUUUGUCAGUUCGGCAGCGGGCUCCGUGGGCCAGAUUGUUGGCCAGAUUGCCAAGCAUGAGGGCUUGACCGUCAUUGGCUCAGUCGGCUCAGAUGAGAAGCUGGACUUUAUCACUAAGGAGCUCGGUUUUGACGUUGGCUUCAACUACAAGAAGGAGAAGCCCGCCGAUGCCCUGUCGCGUCUCGCCCCAGAGGGCAUCGACAUCUACUACGAAAAUGUUGGCGGCGAGCAUCUCGUGGCCGCGCUCGACAACAUGAAAGUGGGCGGCAGAAUUCCCGUCUGUGGCAUGAUUAGCGGGUACAACCAAGACGCGAGCGAGCGCGCUGGCAUCCAGAACCUCUUCCAACUUAUUGCGAAGCAAAUCCUUAUGCAAGGCUUCCUUGUUGGUACACCCGGCUUCGGUCCCGACUACUUCCAGGAGCACCAGGAGAAACUGAGCUCUUGGCUGGCCGAUGGCACGUUUAAGUCGAAGCUGCACUUUACCGAUGGCAUUGAUAAGGCGGCCGAGGGCUUCGUCGACAUGCUCGAGGGCAAAAACUUUGGCAAGGCCAUUCUUAGAAUUAAAGCUCAGAAGUAA
Molecule: messenger RNA, 1050 nt
Organism: Akanthomyces muscarius
Lineage: Eukaryota; Fungi; Ascomycota; Sordariomycetes; Hypocreales; Cordycipitaceae
Exons: 2
Coding region: 1-1050 (349 amino acids)
Molecular function (GO): oxidoreductase activity, acting on the CH-CH group of donors, NAD or NADP as acceptor
Source: RefSeq, a predicted model, not a curated record